AUGUUACGCGUUGAUCGAACUCUUGUUGAAAAGCUAUUUGCAGAUGGUCAUAUACGUGUACUUGUUUGUACUGCAACAUUAGCAUGGGGUGUUAAUCUGCCAGCACAUGCUGUUAUUAUUAAAGGUACACGUGUUUAUAAAGCGGAAAAAUCAGAUUUUGUCAAUUUAGAUAUAUUGGAUGUUUUACAAAUAUUUGGUCGUGCUGGUCGACCACAAUUUGAUACUCAUGGUCAAGCUACUUUAAUAACUAAUCAAGAAUCACUAGCCCAUUAUUUACGUUUCAUAACAAAUCAAGGUCCAAUUGAAAGUAAUUUACUCACUAAUUUACAUGAUCAUUUAAAUGCUGAGAUUUCUUUGGGUACAGUCUCUAAUAUUGAUGAAGCUGUAACAUGGUUGAGUUACACGUAUUUAUUUAUACGACUAAGACAAAAUCCACUGAAUUAUGGAUUAACUACAGCUGUUCUUGAACGUGAUCCUGAUCUAGUUGAAUUCUUAGGUCGUGUUGUGCGUACUUGUGCUACCGACUUAGAUUGUGCUGAAAUGGUUCGUUACGAGCCAGCUACUGGUCAAUUAGCAUCAACAGAUCGUGGACGUACGGCUAGUUUAUUUUAUAUACGUUAUGAAACCGCAGCUAUGGUUAAAGAUGCCUUAGAACCAACAAUGAUGAUUCCACAAAUAUUUGCUAUGUUAAGUGAAGCAUCAGAAUUUGCAUCAAUGAAGGUACGUGAAGAAGAAGGCACUGAAUUAAUUGAUAUUAAGAAUAAAGUUUGUCAUUUACCGAUUCAGCAAGCUGGUACAGUUGAUACAGAUGUUAUUGCAAAAGUGAAUGCACUAUUACAAGGUUACAUAAGUCGUCAUAAUCCCAGUUGUCAUUCACUUUCAUCUGAUAUGAAUUUUGUUCAACAAAAUGCUGGACGUUUAGUUAGAUAUCUUUUCGAAAUUUCAUUGCGUCAAGGUUGGUCACAAUGUGCCACGAUGACAUUGACUUUGGCUAGAAUGUUUGAACAAAGAUUAUGGAAUGACCAAAGUCCAUUGUGGCAAUUUGUAGAAAAUGGUAAACAACGGUUAAUUCAACGUGUUGAAGAACUUCAAUUCUCAGUUGAUCGCAUUCGUGAAACUGAUGUUAAUGAAUUAGCUUACCUCUUUCACUACCAAGGAAAAGACGGUGCUCGCGAAAUUCGACGUUUAGCUUUCUAUGUUCCAAAAAUACAAUUGGCUGUAGAAUCACAACCUAUUACACGUACCAUUCUUCGUGUUAAGCUUACAAUUGAGCCAGAUUUUACUUGGUCAAAUCAAAUUCAUGGAUUACAGCAAUCAUAUUGGGUAUGGAUUGAAGAUCCUGAUCAAGGUGUUAUAUUUCAUUCAGAAUAUUGGACAUUGACUAAACGCAUGUUCAAUUCAAAAACUCCACAAAUUUUAAAUUUCACUAUUCCAUUGUAUGAACCUUAUCCAACUCAAUAUUUUGUUCGUAUUCUCAGUGACUGUUGGCUUGGAACUGAUUCAACCUGUCCAAUUUCAUUGAAACGUCUCAUUCUACCGAGUAGUGAUCCCCCUCAUACAGAUUUACUUAAAUUACAACCAUUACCAGUGACAGCCUUGAAAAAUGCUAAUUAUGAGUUAUUAUAUAACUUUCCAUAUUUUAAUCCUAUACAAACUCAAUUAUUUCAUACAUUAUAUCAUCAGAAUGUCAAUGUACUGUUAGGUGCACCUACUGGUUCCGGCAAAACUGUUGCUGCUGAAUUAGCCAUUUUUCGUGUAUUUAAUGAAUAUCCGAAACAAAAAUGUGUGUAUAUUGCUCCAUUAAAAGCACUUGUACGUGAACGUAUUGAUGAUUGGAAUAUUCGAAUCGGUCAAAAAUUAAAUAAACGAGUUGUUGAAUUAACCGGUGAUAUCACCCCAGAUAUUAAACAGUUAUUACGAUCUGAUUUAAUAGUUACUACACCUGAGAAAUGGGAUGGUAUUUCACGAUCAUGGCAGCAUAGAUCAUAUGUUCGUCAAGUUGCAUUAAUUAUUAUUGAUGAAAUUCAUUUACUUGGCGAAGAACGAGGUCCUGUACUGGAAGUUCUUGUUUCUCGAGCAAAUUACAUCGCAAAUCAAAUUGGUCAACCAAUUAGAAUUAUUGGUUUGUCUACAGCGUUAGCCAAUGCACCAGAUCUGGCUGCAUGGUUACAUGUUCCAUUCACUAUGACUUCCAUUGCAGAGGUUGCUUCGAUUUCUGGCACUAGUUAUGGAUUAACUGGUAGAGGUUUAUUUAAUUUUCGACCAUCUGUCAGACCAGUUCCUUUAGAAGUUCAUAUACAGGGUUAUCCAGGUAGACAUUAUUGUCCACGUAUGGCUACCAUGAAUAGGCCAAUUUUUCAAGCAAUUAAUAGUCAUUCUCCGAAUAAACCUGUUCUAAUAUUUGUAUCAAGUCGUCGACAAACUAGAUUAACCGCUUUGGAUUUGGUUAGCUAUGUUGCAGCUUCUGAUAAUUCCAAAUGUUGGUUGCAUAUGAAACCAGAAGAAAUGGAAUCAAUUUGUGAAAAUAUACAAGAAACAAAUUUGCGUUUAACUUUAACCUUUGGUAUUGGUUUACAUCAUGCUGGUUUACAGAAUAAAGACCGUUCAUUAGUCGAAGAGUUAUUCACAAAUCGAAAAAUACAAAUUUUAAUCGCUACUUCAACAUUAGCUUGGGGUGUUAAUUUUCCAGCUCAUUUGGUCAUUGUCAAAGGUACUGAAUAUUAUGACGGGAAAACAAAAACCUAUGUGGAUUAUCCAAUUACUGAUGUUCUUCAAAUGAUGGGACGUGCUGGACGUCCACAAUUCGAUGAUCGAGGCAAAGCUGUAAUUAUGGUGCAGAAUUCAAAGAAAACAUUUUAUAAAAGAUUUCUAUAUGAACCAUUUCCUGUAGAAAGUUAUUUACUACAUGUACUGCCAGAUCAUUUGAAUGCGGAAAUAGUAGCUGGUACAAUAACGACCAUGCAAGAAGCUUUAGAUUAUUUAACAUGGACAUUCUUUUUUCGACGAUUAUACUCAAAUCCAUGUUAUUACGGUCUAGAAAGUUGCGAUACAAAAUCGGUGAAUAAUUUCUUAUCUGGGCUUAUUACAAAUGCAUGUGACCAGUUACGAGAUUCUUCAUGUUUACACUAUGAUCAAACUGAUCAUAAUCAGUAUGUACUGAUACCAACUACUCUUGGUCGUUUGGCGUCAUAUUAUUAUUUAUCACACUUAACUAUGAAAUUAUUUACCACAACAAUUCAGUCAACAUCGAGUGUCCAUGAUUUAUUGAGAAUAUUAUCAAGUGCACAUGAAUACUUCCUAUUACCUGUGCGACAUAAUGAAGAUGAAAUGAAUAAACUAUUAGCCAAUGAAUUACCUUUACCACCUAUCGGUCCAAUGGAUUCUCCACAUACAAAAGCUCAUUUAUUAUUUCAAGCUCAUUUUUCUCGUAUUAAAGAAUUGCCGAUUAUUGAUUAUCGUACAGAUACACAAUCGAUUUUAGAUCAAGCUAUUCGAAUAUUACAAGCAAUGUUAGACGUUAGUGCUGAAUGUGGUUGGCUUCGUACAAGUUUGAAUUGUAUAAUUUUAAUGCAAAUGAUUACACAAGGCUUAUGGGUUGAAGAAUACGCCAGUAGUAUUUUACAAUUACCAAAAAUAACCAGUGAACAUUUGGAUUAUUUCAGAUGUGAUCGUAAUCCUAACAUAAGUUCAUUACCAGAACUUAUUGAUUAUGUGGCUGGUUCACCUAAUCUAUUAGAUUCCAUGCUACAAGGUCAUGUUGAAUCCGAUGUCAUCAAUAGUGUUAAAAAGGCGGUUAGACAACUACCUAUUGUUGAAAUACGCUCAUGUUUAGUUGGUCCUGACCCAUCUGUCUCAUCGUCAUCAUCACCAACACAACUAUCUCAGUCAGUUAGAGUAUUUAAAAUAAAUACUAUUGGACAAAGUUCAAAUUGUCUAGAUGUGUAUGCUGAAACGGAGUAUCUUCUUCGUAUACAACUAAUACGAUCUUCUAUUGAUCAGACAAGUGGAAAUAAGCCGGUUAUGACUGGAUCUUUAAUCAAAUCGAAAUCAUACGAAGGUUGGUUUCUUCUAUUGGGCAAUUGUGAAGUCAAUAAAAAUUAUGGUGGUAAUUUAUUAACAUUGAAACGUGUCCCACCACAAUCAAUGACAAUACUUAAAAAAGACAAAAUGAACUCUUUGUAUAAUACUCGGAAACAUUUUAUCAAUAUACUUGUGAAAUUCCCACUACCAUUAACAUUGUUACGUAAUACCAAUAAUGAUAGUAAUAAUAAUAAUAAUAAUAAUAAUAAUAAUAAUAAUAAUGGUACUACUAUUAAUCAGAUCGAAGUGAAACAAUCUUAUCAAUUAACAUUAUUUUAAUGUCUGAUACUUAUUUAGGCUUAGAUCAACAGAUUGAAUUAUUUUUUAAUGUAAUGUGUAAACCACCUACUCAGAUUAAUCAUGAUGAUAAAAAUGAUAAUGUUGAUUAUGGUAAUGAUGAUAUUUAUGAAUCGGAAUAUGAUAAAGGUUAGUGCCGAUACUGUCGAAAUAUCAAGGUAUAUAUAUAUAUAUAUAUAUAUAUAUAUAUAUAUAUGAUGUAACCAUAUUUAGGUGUGAUGAUUACACGUGUAACUAUGUAUGAUUUGAGUGUUUGUUGACCAUACUAACAAUGAGUUAUUUUAUGUUGUACAAUAAGAAUUAAAUAAUUUGUCUUUCAUUUGAAGUGUGAAUAUCUUUCUCUCUUUUUUCUUGUUCUGUAUACAAUUCGCUCAAAUCCAAAUGGAUCGAUGUUAGUGAAUAGUGUUUCAUAUAAAAUUUUAUCGCUUAUCCCCUUUAUGUUGUAUUGUAUUUUUCAUCACUAUUUUCUUCUUCCUUUUCUUUCUGAAAAAAAAACGACAGAAUUAUUCUUACCGCUUAUUACAGUUUAUUUUGUUAUCUGUUCUAUCGUUUUAUCUUGUAAAUCUAAUUGAAAUGUUAUAAAUUUCAUGGUUUGAAUUGUA
This is a messenger RNA of Schistosoma mattheei, 4979 nucleotides long. Lineage: Eukaryota; Metazoa; Platyhelminthes; Trematoda; Strigeidida; Schistosomatidae. The record is from the annotation of a GenBank genome assembly.